AUGGAGGAAGAUAAGGUGGACGUCGCAAAUAAGGUCGCGGAACUGGCGGUCGAUUCGUCGGAUUCCGCUACAGGGGAGACAAUCAGCAAGAAGUAAUUCUCUCGACUGAGGCCCAGAAGGGGGAGUCGGAGUUUUUUCUUUUUCUUUUCAGUGCCUGCUCGUCACAUCUGAAGUUGCGCGCAUUUUCGUUUUGUGACCUUUUCUUCCGAUGUUUGCGUUGCUUCUUGCUGUCCGAACAGCGCCCUGAAGAAAGAGGCGAAGAAGAAGAAACUCGAAGAGGAGAGGCUGCGCAAGGAGGAGGAGAAAAAGAAGAAGGUCCCCCCUACCCCUAUCAUAUUUUCCACUUUAAUUUCUUCGUUUUAAGCUGGAAUUCCGCUAAUAGGGUUUUUACAAGGCAAUUGCGAAUGAGAGUAUAAACUUUCCUUAGGUAUAACGACGAACUGGAUGUAGCUGUGCGUAAAUUCAGCGCUGGUAAUGUGGUUCGUUUAAAUGGUUGAAAUCACUGACUUCCGGACAUGUCCUUGUCCAGGCAGCUGCGAAGCCAAAGGAACAAGCUCAGAAGCCCUUAGCAGGAGAUGACGAGGAUUUGGACCCGACGGUCUGUUCUGUCACAUUCAACUACGUAUUUCUGCCUCCUUGUUAGAUGUUGCCCUGUAAUAAUACUUUCCUUUUUUCGCUACUGCAGCAAUACUUUGAGAACAGAAUCAAAUCCCUUGCGUCCGUUAAGGCGGCUGGUGUGAACCCAUAUCCGCACAAAUUUGAUGUCAAGAUGACUAUAUCAGAAUAUAUUGAGCAAUACCAGAGUCUUAGCGAUGGGGAACAUCUGAAGGAUGUCAAAGUCAAGCUGUCUGGUAUUUAUUUAUUUAUUUAUUUAUUUAUUAGUAGAGGUGAAAAGAAAGAUGUCUCUUCAGGGUAAGGGAAUUCAAAAGUCAAGUUAUUGUCGAGGUCAAGUGUCUUUUAUAAUUUAUUCAUGCAUUUCCCCAUCUUAUCUUUAUAGGAAGAGUAAUGAAUAAGCGGUCCUCCUCAUUAAAGCUGUACUUUUAUGAUCUGUAUGGUGGUGGAGUCAAAGUGCAAGUCAUGGCGGAUGCAAGGUACUAAACAUUAUGAUGAAAAAAAUAUUUAUCGUUUCCAACUGUCGUGUGCGGCAAGCCUUUAUUUCUAUGAUUUAUGAUGUUAUCUUUGUGAACAUUAUUCUUGAUAAAUUAAGAAAAUUAAAGUUAUAUAAUGGACUAAAAGUGAGCAAAUUAUUCAUUGGUGAUUAGUGCUCUCUAACGCAAGGAAAGAGAUGGGCUCGUGCUGUGUGAAUACUAGUACAUUCAAAACCUCAAGGCACACGAGGGAAAAUAAUUCUAUGCUACACUUCGUCCAUCAAUUCUUCUUGGCCCUCAGUGACCAAUCGUCAUCGACAAUCUUCCACAACUGAAUGAUUUGAACUUGAUUAAUAGUUGACUCUGAUGAUGAUAAUAUUCAGUGAGUGCGAGUGCCUAUAGUGCAACUAUCGUUGACUCUGAUGAUGAAGGCUGCCUCAGAACCCUUGGGAUCGUUCUGAAGAAGAUUUCUUUCCUUUAGAAUUACAACCUCGGAGUAUAACGUGUUGAGGAUUCCCUAUUAAUUUGAUAUCAUUAGCAUCCCUGCUGCUCCACCAGUAUUGAGUUAUGGGUGAAAUGUGGUUAGAAGUUGAUCCAUUUAGGCAGGAUGCAUGUACUUUUCUGCAGUGCUAAUCCAAUGGGCAAAAAAAUAAAAUAAAAUUCCCAUAUGCGCAAGGAAGGAUGUUGUAGCUAUUUUUUCUAUUCUGUUGACCUGUGUUUGGCACCUAUCUGAAGAAGCUAGGAAUUUAACUAUUGUACUGUUUGUUAUUAUUUUAAUUUAUCAUACCUUACAAAAAAUGUAUUUCAUGUCGUAUGAUGGUGAAGAGGUAGCACGGGAUAAGAUCCUUACGCCUGAAUAUUCUUCCCAGACUGGGGUACAAGGAUUGUCCAAAAUACUUUAUAAGAGCUUAAAGGGUAUUAUAUCUGUCUAAAUAAUAACUUUUGCUUAAAAUUUGUGGGGCUUAAUUUAUAUGCCUACGAAUAAGGACGUUGAGGGAAUUAGUUAGGAUAAUGUACGGAAAAAUAAAUAAAAUAUGCCCAACUUGGACAUUUGAUGCCUCUUGCCUGCUGAAGUUUGGCAACAUUCCACUGCUCUGUCUGCAUGACAUUACCGUUGUUCUUGACCUCACUUGUGAGAUGUCUACAAUGAGAGGUUAAUGGCCAAAUAACUUGGUGUCUGAGAACUUUUAUUUAUCCUUUGUUAACUCCCUUGUUAUGAAGUUAUAUUGUACAGGGUCUAAUUACAAUACAUGUACAUUUUACUUAUUUUUCCGGUUUAACCAAUUUUUUUUCUACUCAAUACAAAAUAGUAUUUUAUAGAUGAAUUUGUACUCACAUCAUUUGUCUUGGCAACUUUUCUCGGAGCUCAGAUCAUUCUGUAUUAUCGUUCGUAUUCUGUAUUAUGUACCUUGUAUUUUCCAUGAAUAUUCUUAUUCUAAUGCUUCGUUCAAUAAGUGUAUGUCAAGAAUUGUGCAUGUAAUCAUAUUAUUUUUUUAUAUCUUGCAGAGACUAUGACCUUGAUGAAGCUGAAUUUUCUAGACUCCAUUCUGGUGUAAAACGUGGUGAUAUUGUUGGUAUUUGUGGAUACCCAGGUGUGUAAUGUUCCAUUGAUGUUUUAUCGUCUUCAGGAUAGCUUUGAAAUACGUUUGUCUGUAUGUUUCAUUAUGUCUUUGAAAUUUUGGCAUGAUUGUGUCUUCAUUAAUUUUGAUGCAUACUUCUUUUUUCUUUCUGUACAUGGUUUGUUCACAUAAAGGGGAAAUGGCGUUAGAGGGUUUCUCAGUUUCCUUUAAUCUUCUUGUCAAACUAUUUUCUCAAACAAGCCAUUAAGUUGCUCUCCUGUUUGAUGGAGAAGCCUUAUAUGGCAAAAUUCUGGAAAUCUUAAUGCCCGCUGAUCUUGUCCAUCAGUGGAUGUAUGAUGCUUGAUAUGGCUCAAAUUUGAGAAACUUGUCAUCUUUUUUCCGAGCGGUAGCUUUCAUCUAUUUAGCAGUUCUAAAUAUCAAAAAGUCCCGGUGAGGAUUACCAUUUACAAACUCAAAUGCAUUCCAGGAAAACCUAUUGUUGAGGUGAUAUUUAAUGACUUCGCAUUCAUUUGGUCCAGUUAUUGCUUUAUGCUUUCCCUAGACUUCCAUGACAUUGAGUCGUCUGUAGGUAACCAUAGGUUUGCGUGUGGAACUGCAUGCUAUCAAAUAAGAUUAGGGGGAAAUGCUCGUUGAUCUCACAGUUCCUUUUUAGGACCUAUGAACUGGUUGAUGGGACAAUGGGAUGUAGAUUAUUGGCAUUUUUAUAGUCAGCUGAAUUGUAAUGCUUGGUGGUUUGCGGAUGGUUUCUUCUUAGGUCAAUAAAUAUAUGGAUGACAAGCAGAGUGCCAUUGUUGCUGAGCAAAGAUGCCACUAUUUGGGAUAUGUUAAAACUGUUGGCAUGCAAUCAAUAUGACUGGUCAUGUGCUGAGUUAAUUACUGAGGCUAUGAUAAUUGAGGUGGAGAGGAAUAGAUUCUUUUUUCGCCUGGGCAUCAAUCUGGUCUUGUCGUCACUAUUUGGGAUAUGUUAAAAAUGUUGGCAUGCAAUCAAUAUGACUGGUCAUGUAUUGAGUUAAUUACUGAGGCUAUGAUAAUCGAGGUGGAGAGGAAUAUAUUCUUUUUUCCCCUGGGCAUCAAUCUGGUCUUGUCGUCUGCAUGGCUGUUCAUCUUAUUGUUGUAGAUUGAAUAGAUGUUCUACGAAGCUGUUAGAUCCAUAUAUAAUUACGUAUCCUUCAAGAUCAGAUGCUUGUUCUUUCACCUUAAUAUGACCACAUUUUUUUUGGCCAGGUUUCUUCCUACUGUUAAUUGGGUUCCACAAAGGUGGGAGGGCUUAGGCAGAUGAUGAAUACCAGCUCAAUUUUACCUUGGUGACAACCAUAAUUUUCAAAGCGUAUCGCCUAAACAAUAAUGGACUAUACAAGGAAAAAAGACAAAAGCUGCAGGGUUGCUUUGGAAUCAAGUCCAGCAGCCAGUCACUGGGUCACUUAGAGUGUCGUGGUUGUCUUGAUGCUACUUUAGAUCCUUGAUAGAAAACUAUUUGAAUACGAGUGUUACACUAUUAAUGAACUUGACAUUAAUGAGAUACGUUCUUAAUCAUAGGAUUCACGAUCGAACAAAGGCUAUCAAUAAAUGCCAGACAAAUUAGAUUCUAAGAAAUAAGUUAACGCUUAUGUAUUAAAUGCUUAAGUUAAGUCUAAGAAUCGCGAGUGUUACAAUAUGCUUUGCGUUGUAUUUGCACUAACAGGUCUGGCUAUUAUCCUAUAGGAAAGAGUAAACGAGGAGAGCUGAGCAUUUUUCCUAAAUCAUUUCUCGUUCUCUCUCCUUGCCUGCACAUGAUGCCGAGGCAGAAAGCUGGUACUGCCACAGAGAAUGCAUCUGCCAAGGUGAAAUAUAUCAUACGAAUAAUUUUUACAUGCUUGCAAAUACCUUUGCCGGUAGACUUGUUUCAUUUUCCUGGCAACAUUGCAGAAAAGUGAAGGGGUGUGGAUCCCAGGAAUGACCCGGAAUCCUGAGACAUAUGUCCUGAAGGAUCAGGUAUUUCUUUUUGUCAUUUGAAAUCAAUUAAAAAAAUUAAGUUUAUCGAUCGUUUGAUGAUUGCAUGAGUUUCAGUAUUUCUUCUGAACGCAGUGAUGUGCACAAAUUAUGCUUGAUGCUUCAUCCUCUUGGAAAAAUUCAUAGCUACCACUCCUGAUUUGACUUUAGGCAAACCCAUUUACUUCAUCUAACUAUCCGUCCAAAAAAUCUGAAGGAGUCUCGUGCACUUUCAUGUUUUUUAAGAUAACAUAUCAUGACAUGAACGUUUAACCUGCGGCAUUUUCUGUCAAGAUGUUUCGAUUUUUUUCCACUCCAGUGGGACUGACUACCAUAGUUACAUCUCAAGGCACUCAGUGUGUUAGGAUCUUGCUAUUUAUUCUGGCAGUGUUGUGCCUGUCUGCUUGACAAAAGCUUCCAUGUCUGUUUUGGUCUAUAUAUGGGGUUGUCGACUGGUUUGCUUCUUUUAUAGGAUGAGAUUAUUCCUGUCGAGGAUGCUAUUUUUUGUUUUUCACUUGGUUAAACUUAACCAAACUUAUGGUCUGUCGAGUUAAGGUGACGAGGAUCAAGCGUUCUAAUGAGGGAGGUUCAUGAUGUGUCAAAACUUUGGAAACAGUUACAGGCCUGUUCUAAACAUAUAAAAUUCUUUCAGGACAUAAUUCAUGCUUCAUCUAUUUGAAGAAAGGUUAUCAGUAGAAGUGCAUUGGUGGGUUCCAGUCUCAACUGUAUUGUGAAAAAAUGGAUCACUUUUGAAAUGGAUCACAAUUUAAUCCCAAUGAAUUCAUUAAGCUUCUAUGUCGUGAAAAUGAGCAUUUCUACUUCCUUUUAUUUAUUAUUUGUUCUCAUUAAUGUAUUCAUUUCAAAUAAUGUCAGGAAACUCGAUAUCGCCAAAGAUACUUGGAUCUGAUGCUGAACAAUGAAGUUAGGCAAAUAUUCAAGACCCGUUCAAGGAUAAUCUCUUAUAUAAGGCGAUUCUUGGACAAUCUUGAUUUCUUGGAGGUUAGACUCAAAUCAUCAUUUUAUUUGUUUCCUGCACGACAACUGAGGCUAUUGUUUCUGUUGGAUUGUGUGUUUUAGGGUCUUAUCAUUCUAUACUUUAUACACUUCUGCCUCAUGGUUUCAGGUUGAAACACCCAUGAUGAACAUGAUCGCUGGAGGAGCUGCUGCCAAGCCUUUUGUGACUUAUCAUAAUGAACUGAAUAUGAAGCUAUUUAUGCGUAUCGCCCCAGAACUUUAUUUGAAGGAAUUGGUUGUUGGUGGGUUGGACAGGGUCUACGAAAUUGGAAAGCAAUUUCGAAACGAGGGGAUUGAUCUGACUCAUAAUCCUGAAUUCACUACAUGCGAGUUUUAUAUGGCUUUUGCUGAUUACAACGAUCUCAUGGAGAUCACAGAGCAAAUGCUAUCCGGUAAGUGUUCUUAUCUGCAUGUGCUGAAUACGUCUUAUCUUUGCUCAUAUAAAGAAAAAUAGGAACGCCUUUUUUCUUGUCCCACGCAUUGGUUGUCCUGCAUAUGAUCUUCAUGCUCUUUCUAAUUUAAUUUUUUGGAACAGGAAUGGUCAAGGAGCUGACUGGUGGGUACAAGGUCAAAUACCAUGCUAAUGGAGUCGACAAGGAUCCGAUAGAAAUAGAUUUUACCCCUCCUUUCAGGUCCCUCAUCUUUUUUCUCAUUUAGGAAAAGAUGCUGCAGUAAAGUAAUAUCUUAAGUUUUCACGGUUUUGGAAUUGCAGAAGGUUAGAGAUGAUCCAAGGACUGGAGACUAUGGCGAAUCUCGAUAUACCCAAAGAUCUGUCGAGUGAUGCUGCGAACAAAUAUUUGGUGGAUGCAUGUGCAAAGUUUGAUGUGAAGUGCCCUCCACCUCAGACUACAGCUCGGCUAUUAGACAAGGUAAAUGGUGUCCUAUUUUUUCUCCUCUUUUCCCUUGUUCUAGUGUUGAUGAUCAGCAACGCAUUGACAAGUCCCGUCUUAUGAUUCUCGCCAUGCUUCAGAUAUGAAUAUAUGGUGAUGAUGAUUUGAAAGAUAAAUCUUGUAUUGGUCAACUCUUUAAUUCACUUUCCAAAGUUCCGAGGCAGUUGAUAGUUAUUAGUGUUAUUCUUUUAUUUACAUCAGAUUACUUGUCCCGGUUCUGUCUGCUGAAUCUAUAAACAGUUUUGGAAGGGUCACUAUGUAGAAUAACUUCACCUUUGACAAUACCAUUGAUAGUAUUUCUUUCAUGCCUGAAGGAUUUAUCAAUGUUUAUCAGAAAAUAUUUAUAUCGUUUCGGCUGACAGUAGCACACCCUGCCUGAAAUACAAUGAGAACCUUUUUUCAUUGGACGAUUAAAAUAUAAAAAUAAUAAUAAUAAUAAUAAUAAUAAAAAGCGAUGGCAGUAGCUUGUUUGCAUACUUGCUCACUUGGUUUUUAUUAUGAUUUGAUUCCAGCUUGUUGGGCAUUUUCUGGAGGAAACGUGUGUAAAUCCAACAUUCAUCAUCAAUCAUCCAGAGAUAAUGAGUCCUCUAGCCAAGUGGCACAGAUCUAAACCAGGUCUUACAGAACGAUUCGAACUUUUUGUCAACAAACGCGAGGUUUGACAUUGCCACCACCCCCCCCCAACUGCCUCAACGCUUGCCUCUUCCUUCCAUUGAUAGCCUCCUGCGACUUAUCUGUCUCCCUUUGCUCCAUGAAUUUCUGUAGGUGUGCAAUGCGUACACGGAAUUGAAUGACCCUGUUGUCCAGCGCGAACGCUUUGCAGAGCAACUCAAGGUACAUGAAAAUCUAGCCUCUUUCCCCUCAUCGGAUUAGGCUUUAUUUUCAUAUUUUUCUCAAGAAAUUCUACGGAGUCACCAUGCUUACUUUCUCUAUCUUCCAAACAGUUUUCUGUGCAUCGGAGUUCAUCCGUUGCUUCAGGGUUCAUUUUCUAUAUCAAGAAAUUCUACCAUGGUUGACCUUUCCCCAACAAUGUCUGAAAGUGGGUAUUCAUCUGUUUUCUCAGGAUCGGCAAUCAGGUGACGAUGAAGCUAUGCCAUUAGAUGAAACGUUCUGCACCGCUCUAGAAUAUGGAUUGCCGCCGACCGGCGGCUGGGGUCUGGGCAUUGAUAGGCUCACCAUGCUCUUUACUGAUUCACAAAAUAUAAAGGUUUUUUUUUUUUUUGGGUUUUUAUUCAGUCCCCUUGUUCUUCUCGGGAAGAGCAGAUGGUCUCACCUUCUUCUACGUUUCCUUGGCCUUGCAGGAAGUUCUUCUCUUCCCAGCCAUGAAGCCUCAGGACGACCUCCCUGUCAAGGCCAAUGAAGCUGCCCAGUGA
This is a messenger RNA of Spirodela intermedia, 7913 nucleotides long. The record is from the annotation of a GenBank genome assembly. Lineage: Eukaryota; Viridiplantae; Streptophyta; Magnoliopsida; Alismatales; Araceae.